This is a messenger RNA of Poecile atricapillus (Black-capped chickadee), 6850 nucleotides long. RefSeq names its product DGCR8 microprocessor complex subunit (gene DGCR8). Bases 737 to 3064 code for a protein of 775 amino acids. The record is from RefSeq and is a predicted model, not a curated record. Lineage: Eukaryota; Metazoa; Chordata; Aves; Passeriformes; Paridae. Gene Ontology annotation, biological process: primary miRNA processing. Gene Ontology annotation, molecular function: heme binding; identical protein binding; double-stranded RNA binding. The transcript is spliced from 14 exons. Gene Ontology annotation, cellular component: microprocessor complex.
GCGGGCCCCGCGGCGCGACGGGCAGGGCGGGCCUGCGCGGGCAGCAGCCCCUCCGCCCCACAGGCCGCGGCGCUAGCGGGCCCGCCGCGCUCCUGCCGCCUGCCCGGAGCGGCCCCCGGGCGCGGAGCCCAGAGGAGCCUCUCCUCGAGCCCCGACAUCCCAUCGCUGGAAGGCGCCGCCCUGCCCGGCGGGUAUUGCCGUGCGGCGCUUCCCCUGCGCCCGGCCUGAGUGGCCUCUUCUCAGAGCUGGUGUUGUGUUUUGUUUUGUUCAGGAUUUUUCUUCGGUUGUUUUGUGUUUGGGGGGAUUUUUUUUAUUUUUUUUUUCCGUUUCCCGCCCACCCUUAGCCACCUCCCUACUCGCCUCGCCGUGGGAUCGUGUUCAUGAUUGUGGAGGGGAAGGAAGCGCCAUGUCUGUACCCCCGGCCCCUCCUGGUCCGGGGGUGAUGGGGAGUUCCUCAGGUUGAAAGAAGAAAAGGAGACCAGCUUGUCCAGUGAAGAUGCACUCUUAGUCUUCAGCUAUUUAAGCUGAAUGCAUUGUGAUUUCCAAUAAUUGAGACAGUGAUUCUGAAAGCUGUCUACAUUAAUGAAAAGAACAAUGUAGUCAGCUUAACUGAAUCAUCAGUGUUGCAUAUUGAAUAGAACAUGAUAAACCAAUCCUGAUGGACUUAUGCAUGUUAGGAAUAUAGAGAUAAACAUUUAUUAAAGCAUUGUUUUUUCUUAAAACAGUAGUUUUAAAAAUGGAGAACUAUGAAAAUGUACCACCCCUCCCUAAAGAACCUGCAAGAGAAAUGAAUGUGGAGAAUCACACUUGUCGCCCACCUCUGCCGCCCAACGAACAGCCUCCACCACCUCCCCUGCAAACGUCCAGUGACGCAGAGGUAAUGGACGUUGGCUCUGGUGGUGAUGGACAGUCAGAUACCCCUGCUGGGGACACGCACAGUCUCUGCAGAACACAGCUGCUCACAAAGGGAUCUGCCUGCUACAAAAGUCGUCUUCUCAUAGACCCCAACAGCAGUGACCAAAGCCCGAGAACUGCUCGUCACGCACCGUCAGUUCGAAAGUUCACCCCAGAUCUUAAGUUACUGAAGGAUGUGAAGAUUAGUGUUAGCUUUACAGAGAGCUGCAAAAGCAAAGAUAGGAAAGUUCUGUACACUGGAGUUGAGCAGGAUUAUAAGGCAGAUACAGAGUUUGGUAUUAAUAAUGUCAAUGGGGAUUUGCAUGUUUGUCCUUUUGGUGGUAGUAAUGGUAAAGCUGUAGGGAUAGGGGGUGAAAGUGAUGACAAGAAGGAUGAUGAAAAUGAUAUUGAUCAGGAAAAGAGAGUGGAAUUUGCAGUUCUGGAUGAGCUAGAAGACUUUACCGACAAUUUGAUGGAAAUAGAUGAAGAAGGAGGAGGGUUCACAUCUAAAGCAAUCGUUCAAAGAGAUAAAGUGGAUGAAGAAACCUUGAAUUUCUCAUAUGAGGAUGACUUUGAUAAUGAUGUGGAUGCUUUGCUGGAAGAGGGUCUUCGAGCACCCAAAACAAGGAGACUAGAUAAUGAGAAAUACGGUGGUGAAAGUGAUCACCAGUCUGAUGGAGAGACAAGCGUGCAGCCAAUGAUGACCAAAAUUAAAACUGUACUGAAGAGUCGUGGCCGCCCUCCUACAGAACCUUUGCCAGAUGGAUGGAUCAUGACAUUCCAUAAUUCGGGCAUUCCUGUAUAUCUGCACAGAGAAUCUAGAGUUGUUACCUGGUCUAGACCUUAUUUUUUGGGAACAGGAAGCAUAAGGAAACAUGAUCCUCCCCUUAGUAGCAUUCCCUGCUUUCAUUACAAAAAAAUGAAGGAAAAUGAGGAAAGGGAACAAAACAAUGACAUAACCCCAAAUGGGGAAGUAUCACCUGUUAAGCAUCUAGAUAAAUCCUCAGAACUGGACUGCCAGACAGAAGAACCAGAUUCCACUGCUGCUGAUUCUGGGCCUUUAGAUGACAAAGACCCCUCUGGGGGAGAUGCAGCACAAGGAGCUUUGGGACAAGUUAAGGCCAAAGUUGAAGUAUGUAAAGAUGAAUCUGUAGAUCUGGAAGAUUUUAGACGCUAUCUUGAAAAGCGUUUUGACUUCGAACAAGUGACUGUGAAAAAAUUCCGGACCUGGGCUGAGCGACGCCAAUUCAACCGGGAGAUGAAGCGCAAGCAGGCAGAGUCGGAGCGGCCCAUCCUGCCGGCCAACCAGAAACUCAUCACCCUGUCUGUGCAGGAUGCACCUAUAAAGAAAGAGUUUGUCAUUAAUCCCAAUGGGAAGUCUGAAGUUUGCAUCUUGCAUGAAUAUAUGCAACGAGUCCUAAAGGUUCGACCUGUUUACAAUUUCUUUGAAUGUGAGAACCCAAGUGAACCUUUUGGAGCCUCAGUGAUUAUUGAUGGAGUAACUUAUGGGGCAGGAACUGCCAGCAGCAAAAAACUUGCCAAGAAUAAAGCUGCUCGAGCUACACUGGAAAUCCUUAUUCCUGACUUUGUUAAACAGACCUCUGAGGAGAAGCCCAAAGACAGUCAAGAACUUGAGUAUUUUAACCAUAUCAGUAUUGAGGACUCACGGGUAUAUGAACUCACCAGUAAAGCUGGACUCUUGUCUCCAUAUCAGAUUCUCCAUGAGUGCCUUAAAAGAAACCACGGAAUGGGUGAUACAUCCAUAAAGUUUGAAGUGAUUCCUGGGAAAAAUCAGAAGAGCGAAUAUGUCAUGACUUGUGGCAAGCACACAGUGAGAGGCUGGUGCAAAAAUAAAAGAGUGGGGAAGCAAUUGGCUUCUCAGAAAAUCCUUCAGCUACUGCAUCCACAUGUGAAAAACUGGGGCUCUCUCCUGCGAAUGUAUGGUAGAGAGAAUAGCAAGCUGGUUAAACAGGAAACCUCCGAUAGAAGUGUGAUAGAACUUCAGCAGUAUGCCAAAAAGAACAAGCCAAAUCUGCACAUCCUGAACAAGUUACAGGAAGAAAUGAAAAAACUGGCACAGGAAAGAGAGGAAACCCGAAAGAAACCCAAGAUGACAGUAGUGGAAUCAGCUCAACCUGGUAGUGAACCUCUCUGUACUGUUGAUGUUUAAUGAGAAAACGUGCAAGUGGGGAGCAAUAACACAAAUGGAGGAACUAGAUUUUCAACAAUUAUUUAAAAAUUGUUUGCUGCAGAAUGCAAGAUAACUUUUAAAAUCCAAGCUGCUUCAGUUAUGCAUUGUUCUUUUUGCAUCAUCAGGGCAAUAUUACUUUUUCCUAGUUUCUUUUUCAUUGGGUUUUUUUUCCUUGUUUAAUACCUCUGAGAUAUGUACGUUUAAAGAAUCGAUCAUAAAGAUCUCUACUGGGGCAAAUGCACAGAGGACAGGCAUGUUCACACAGGAUGAAACCAAUCAAGCACUUUCUCCUGGAAAGCCAUCCAUGUUGUUUGAAAUGGAUGUAUUUUAAGUAUGAAAUUCAGAAUAUCUGUGUACAGGUUGAAGCUGAUAUUAUAUAUAUACACAUUCAUAUAUAUGUAUAUAUAAAAGAAAUAUAUGUACAUCUUCUUGUAUGAACAUGCCUAAAACUAUUUUUGUGAAAAGUUUUGUUGCAUUUCAGCACAUAAUAAUAUGCACUGAUAAGACACUUUGGUGACAAAUACAGGAAAGUGAUGAGCAAUGUUUCUAAUGCCAUAGGAUUAGGCCAGUAACGCUGUUUCUUUCUGUUUUGUUUCUUGUCUCCUGCCAGGCUUAGUUAUUUGAGAUUAGAGGAUGCAGAUUUUGUUAUUACUUGAAAAGAACAAGAAUACCUGGUAGUGUUAGGAGUAACAGGUUGAAGAUUCAAAAUUACUGGGGUUUAUUUAAAAUUAAAAGAGCCUGUGUUAGUUUAUAGAUCAGUUGAACAGGGAAAAUAUAGCCCCACUUAUAUAAUUAAAAUAAAAACUGUAAUUUGAAAGGCUGUUUUCAAAGCUUGGAGCCAAAAUGCAGCUGAUGAUGGUUGAUAGUCUGAAAAUAUUUUGCCAAUGACUUUCCACUCCCUUUUCCCAGCAAUAAAACAAUUUCUCAUUUGUUUGGUGUCAGAUUGCAUCUGACUUUAUCAGUUAAGUCUUAAAUAAUUUUCACCAUAAAAGCAAAGACUUUAAAAAAAGAGUCAACACAACCCUUAAGUCUGACUGCAGCAAUUGAGUUUUUUUAAAGAAGUUUUUGUUUUUACUUUUUUAAAUUACAUUUUUAGUUUUUAAAGAAAGUGUGUAACUUCUUCAAUGAAAAUUAGAAUGUAGAUUUGGACUAUGACAUAGAGUAAUAAGUAGAAUGAAACCAUAACCGGUUAUACUCAUGAAUAAGAAAAUCACAAAUAUGCAACUACUCUAAAAUACAAUCCUGGCAAACAGGCAGUACUCACUGUGUCAUCUGAGGCUUUAUUAAGCCAAGCACAGAAAAAAUAGUGUGGCUGUGUGAAAGCGCUGCUUCGUGGGUUUCGUUCUUCACACGGGGUUUGCUGGGGGACUGCAGGAACUGUUCUCUCACAACCACGUUUUGGUUUGGUCUUAAAGAAGAGAGUGAAAGCCAAGCUGGUGGCAGAGCUGCAGUGACUUAUCCAGGAGCUGCACUGCUCCAUUUUAGCACUCCUCCUGCUCCUGCAGGGAAUGAAAGGUCAGUUCUCUGUACCUGCUGCAACUCCUGGUACUUACAUUGACAGGGAUCUGGGGGCUUGAGGGUUUGUUUUGUUUCUUGGGGUUUUUGUUGUUUUGUUUUGGUUUUUUUUGCUUGGUUUUAUUCUGAUUUUGGUGUGGUUUUGUUUUUUUAAUUUACCAUGUUACAUAGGGAGUGCUGCAGUAUAUUGAAUUUAGUGCCUACUGGAUUUUAAAAAUGUUGGCAUCAGUAUUGUAAGACCUCCUUUUAACAUCACACAUUACUUCAGAAAUAUGUGGAUUUUAAUUUAUAUUUCAAACUGAUGUUCUCUAAUGUGUUGCAUAUAAUGUUUGAGGUUAAACAGGAGGAGUCAUGGAGUCUUACCUGUUUCUGUGUUUAAAUUAUAUGCUUGGAGGUCUCUGCAAAUAUGAAUCCACCCAUUUUUUAUUAUUAUAUUUAGCUUUUUAGUUCCAUGAGUUGUAAUCCUGUUACAACAGGAUACGGGUAGUUGGAAGACAAUAUAUAAACUAUUAUUUAAAGAAGUGGCCUGUCUAAAAAAAAAAAAAAAAAAACUACAAAAAAAACCACUGCCUCUGCUUUUUUUUGUAUAGCUUUAAUAAAUCUCCAUCUUUUGAAGGGUAUAUAAUACUGGUGCAGUAGUGACAAGCAGCGAUUGCUGUUUGUCUCUUUUUGUUGUUUUUAUUGGGAUUUUUCUGUUUUCAUAAAGACAGGGCUUUUAUCUUCUAUGCCUAAAUGUAUUACCCUUAGAUAGGUUUUAUUUCAGCUUGUGUUUUCAGCAGAAAAAUCUGUACUUGGAUGGCACUGUAAAAGACAAAUCACCCUUGUAGAUCUUUUUUAUUUUUCUGAAAUCAGAAUGUCAAUGCAUUUGCAGGUCACCUGCAGAAUAUCCAUAGAUGCCUCACUUACCAAUUUGUUUUCAUUAAUUUUAAGAGGAUUGCUGUAUUACCUCAGUCUGCCACUAUCAGAAUCACAAGGUGACCAUUGCCCUUAAUUAAAACAUCCAGAGAUUUCAUUGUGAACCAAAGCCUAGAACGUAUAUUAUGCAUUCUAAACAAAACAAACAUAAAAAGAUGGUAUUAGACCUUGCUGCAGCCUUUAACUGGAGAGAUGUCCAGAAAAUAGCGCAAUAACUGCUGGAACAAACAACGUAACUGCUGUUUAUGUCAUUGUGAAGUAUUCUUGUGUUUUAAUGUUUACUAUUGUUUGGAGUGUAACAGUCUUGCAUUUGCACAUAAGCACGAGCUGCUGUGAUAGAGGAUAGAUCAUUGCAUUAACUUCAGCUUCUGCAUGAACACUUACAGUGUGAUUCAAGAUGUAUCCUAAACUUGUCUUGUAACUCUUGUGUGUUUUCUAGGUAAUCGGCUGUAAAGGUUUAGAUCUGAUUGUAUGAAUGCAUAAAACUGCUGCUUUUGUCACUGAUACUUGUUAUUUAUCCCUUCUAUAUCCAGGGGAAGAUGGGUAUUUUUAUAGGGAUGGAGUGUAUUUUUAAGAACUGUUCCAUCCUUUGGGGAUUAGACAGUUUUUGCUUUGCAUAUUAUGUGCUUCUCGACAAAAGUGUGGUAUAUUAAGGAUUAAAUUCGUGUGCAUUCAAAUCUUCAUGGUACUGACGGAAAACUUACUGUGACUUCCAGUGACUAGUCAGAUGCUACCUACUGAAACACCAGUCAUCAGCUUUUUUUAACAUAUUUAUUAGACAAAAUUGAUGAGUUAGUUGGGUACUCAGAACUUUGGAAAGACUAUUAUGCAUAAAAUUAACUGUUGUAUGUAAACUUCCAUUCUCCUGUGAUGCUGUUAGGCUUUAUACAAAUAUAUUUGUAACAUCCAAGUAUUUAAAAGCAUCGUAACUAUCUUAUUAAUUCACUAAACUGUACUUUGGUUCUGGAGUGAGAUUCAGGAAGUGAUAGCCUCCUAACUUUCUGUGGGAAGAAAUGUGAAAUGCAAGAAGCCAUGCUGUUAUUAACCAAAUAAAAUUAUCAAUGACAGUAUUUCAAUGUGUAUCUGAGAACAUGAGAAAACAAAACAAAGUUCAUCCUUAUUGCCCCAGCAGGUAACAAUGGUUGCUGUUUGAGUUGUGUUGGGUGCAGUUGCUUGGUGCCAGUGCUAAAUUGGUACAACUAUAAAGCCUCAUUUUCACUGAGCCUCUGCUUGCUUUUUUUCUGCACAAUCAUGUAAUCCUCUGUGUUCAGUCUUUGAGUACUACAUGUGUAUUUUUCAGACAAUUAGUUUCGAGCAAUAAAGUUUGAUAUUAUA